Cuscuta campestris is the source of this 1091-nucleotide messenger RNA. The record is from the annotation of a GenBank genome assembly. Lineage: Eukaryota; Viridiplantae; Streptophyta; Magnoliopsida; Solanales; Convolvulaceae.
UGGAGGUGCCUAGAGACGAGAAUAGUUCCCAUCGCAUACACUCGCGCGAUCAAGGAUAUGUACGAUGGGGCUAUGACUAGGGUAAGGUCCUCCGGGGGCGACUCUGAGUCAUUCUCAGUAGGGAUGGGGUUGCACCAGGGGUUUGCCCUUAGCCCUUUUUUGUUCGCCUUGGUGAUGGACGUCCUAACUCAAGGUGUUCAAGAAGGGGUCCCAUGGUGCAUGCUUUUUGCGGAUGAUAUCGUGUUUAUCGACGACACACGUGAGGGACUAAACGAUAAGUUGGAACGAUGGCGCCUUGCCCUUGAGACUAAAGGAUUUAGAAUAAGUAGGAAUAAGACUGAAUACAUGGAAUGUCGUUUCAGCGGCCGGGAAACAGAAUUAGAAGUGGAAGUUAGGACUGACUCUCACGUAGUACCUAAGGUAGACAGAUUCCGAUAUCUUGGCUCGGUAAUCCAGGCGGAUGGGGAGUUAGACGGGGAUGUUGGACAUCGUGUUGGAGUGGCUUGGGCCAAAUGGCGGUUGGCCUCAGGGGUGUUGUGUGACCCGAAGAUUUCACCCAGGAUGAAAGGCAUGGCGCCGGUGGAAGAUAAGUUGCGGGAAGCGAGGUUGAGAUGGUUUGGGCAUGUGAGACGUCGGGAUGUUGAUGCCCCUGUACGGAGGUGCGAGAGGAUCACGGUUAUCGAGGGAAGUAGAGGAAGGGGUAGACCUAGGAAGAAUUGGAAGGAGGUGAUUAGGCAGGAUUUAGGACUUCUCACCCUGACUGAGGAUAUGGCUUUAGAUAGGAACCUUUGGCGGACUAGGAUUAAAGUAGCUGGUUAGGAGCGCGGUGCUGCAGAGGUUUUUGUAGUGUGUUGUGUUUGAUUGGAAUCUUCUACUUUUGCUUGCUGGACUUUCAUUUCAUUGUACUUGGUGCUUUAGCCUGUUAUAUCGUGUUAUAUCUUGUUACUUUGUUAUAUUAUGUUCCCUACCAUAUUUUUGUGCAGGUUGAGCCGGGGGUCUCUUGGAAACAGCCUCCCUACUUCCGAGUAGGGGCAAGGUCUGCGUACACACACCCUCCCCAGACCAUACUGUAGUGGGAUUCAACUGGGUUG